CAUUACAGAACAGGGUACACCAUCUGCGCUGUUUUGAUUGAAAACCGCCACUGGGACAAGGGUUAGCAGAGGGAAUUGGCAGUGGAUGUAGUUGGCUGGUUUGCUCGCAGUACACUUGCAGCUCAGUGUGGAAACCCAAUAGGAGGGAGCUCUGGGCGCUAUAGUCAGCUGAAGCACGGCGGCUAAAAAUAAUCAUCCUGCACUAUCCUGCGCGCGCGUCCGCUGCUGUCUCCAACCAACUGCGAGCUCUGGGAAUGAAACCCUGCUAACACGACCAGCUCCCAGAUCCAAUCAGGCAGCAUGGCCUUGUCAUUCUGCGGGAACGAUCUCAAUGACUCCUACAGCGUCAACAAGGGAGUCCUGAAUAACGGCUGCUUUGUGGAUGCGCUCAACCUCGUUCCACAUGUCUUCUUACUCUUCAUUACCUUCCCUAUCCUCUUCAUUGGUUGGGGCAGUCAGAGCUCGAAGGUGCAAAUCCACCACAACACCUGGCUGCACUUCCCUGGCCAUAAUCUACGCUGGAUUCUGACCUUCACCUUGCUUUUUGUGCACGUGUGCGAGAUCGCCGAGGGAAUCGUCUCCAACACGGAGAUGAAGUCAAAUCACUUGCACCUUUUUCUACCUGCAUUAAUGGGCUUCAUAGCAGCUACUACAUCAGUGGUCUAUUACCACAAUAUUGAAACCGCCAACUUCCCCAAAUUACUCCUCGCACUGUUCAUCUAUUGGGUGCUGGCGUUCAUCACCAAAAUCAUCAAGCUGUGGAAGUUUGCAGAGGAAGGAGUGGGCAUACAGCAUCUCCGCUUCUGUAUCACGGCUCUGCUUGUGCUGCUGUACGGCCUGCUUAUGGCUGUCGAGAUCAAUGUCAUACGGGUCAGGAAGUAUGUGUUCUUCACUAAUCCACAGCGAGUGAAACCACCGGAGGACCUGCAGGAUCUAGGUGUGCGCUUCCUCCAGCCUUUCGUUAACCUGCUCUCUAAGGCCACAUACUGGUGGAUGAACCCACUGAUCAUGGGUGCUCACAAGAGACCCAUCGAACUGAAGAAGAUCGGCAAGCUGCCCAUCGCCAUGAGGGCUCUGACCAACUACCUGCAUCUGAGGGAUGCUUAUGAAGAGCAGAAGGAGAAUGCAGAGGAGCUGGACAAGACGCCAUCCAUCUGGAGGUCCAUGUACCGCGCAUUUGGUAGGCCCAUCCUUCUCAGCAGCACCUUCCGCUACAUUGCUGACCUCCUGGGCUUUGCCGGACCGCUCUGCAUUUCUGGAAUUGUAGAGAACCUGAACCAGGAGAAUAAGACUGAAGAAUUCAACAUGACAAAGACAGAGGAGCUACCUUUUGGCGUCUACUUUAUGUCCUCCACGGAGUUGUUCAAAAAGGCGUAUGUCUUGGCUGUGCUUCUCUUCCUGGCUCUCGUGCUCCAGCGCACCUUUUUACAAGCCUCCUACUACGUCACUAUAGAAACUGGCAUCAACCUACGUGGAGCACUGUUGGCAAUGAUCUACAACAAGAUCUUGCGUCUCUCCACCUCCAACAUGUCUAUGGGAGAGAUGACCCUGGGACAGAUCAACAACCUGGUGGCAAUAGAGACCAACCAGCUGAUGUGGUUCCUAUUUCUGUGCCCUAACUUGUGGGCAAUGCCUGUGCAGAUCACUAUGGGCGUGAUCCUGCUGUAUUACUUGUUGGGGUCCAGCGCAAUCAUUGGUGCACUGGUCAUUGUGCUGCUGGCCCCCAUUCAGUACCUCAUCGCCACCAAGCUGGCCGACACACAGAAAAGCACACUGGACUACUCAACAGACCGUCUGAAAAAAACCACAGAGAUCCUGAAAGGCAUAAAGCUGCUGAAGCUGUAUGCCUGGGAGAACAUUUUCUGUGAUAGAGUGCUGGAAACCAGGAACAAGGAACUCACCAGCCUCAGGACAUUUGCAUUUUACACGUCCAUGUCCAUCUUUAUGAAUGCAGCCAUCCCCAUUGCUGCUGUGUUAGUGACAUUUGUUACUCACGCAUACAUCAGCGAACCUGAGAACAAGCUGAGUCCAGCCAAGGCAUUCGCCUCUCUGGCUCUCUUCCACAUCCUGGUCACACCACUCUUCCUGCUCUCAACCGUGGUGCGAUUUGCCGUUAAGGCCCUGGUCAGUGUUCAAAAGCUUGGUGAGUUCCUGCAGAGCGAAGAGAUCGGUGAUGACAGCUGGAGAAAUGGAGACAUGAUGGUGGCUUAUGAGCCCUACAAGAAAUCCACUGGGGGUACAAAGGUGAUAAAUAGGAAGCAGCCACUACGUUAUCAGAUGGAUAACUACGAUCAGCCCAUGCGCAGGCAGCUGCGCCCCACUGAGACUGAGGACGUCGCCGUGAAGGUGAACAACGGAUGCUUCACAUGGGGGAGCAACAUGUCAACCCUAUCUGACAUAAACAUCCACAUUCCUUCAGGUCAGCUGACCAUGAUUGUGGGCCAGGUGGGUUGUGGGAAAUCCUCGCUGCUGUUAGCCAUGCUGGGCGAGAUGCAGACUCUCAGUGGGAAAGUCUAUUGGAGCAAUCUUCCUGAUUGUGAGAUGCUCCAUGAUGGCUGCAUAAGCAGCGAGUAUGACACAGAUUUUUCCUACGAAGAACGGAGUAAGAACAGGUACUCUGUGGCAUAUGCAGCUCAGAAGUCUUGGCUGCUAAAUGCUACUGUAGAGGAAAACAUCACAUUUGGUAGUCCUUUCAACAAGCAGAGAUACAAGGCCGUGAUUGAUGCUUGCUCACUGCAGCCAGAUAUUGAUCUCCUUCCCUUUGGGGACCAGACUGAAAUUGGAGAAAGGGGAAUAAAUCUCAGUGGAGGUCAGAGACAGAGGAUCUGUGUGGCUAGAGCUCUGUAUCAGAACACCAACAUUGUUUUCCUGGAUGACCCAUUUUCUGCUCUGGACAUCCAUCUAAGUGACCAUCUCAUGCAGGAAGGCAUUCUCAAGUUCUUGCAGGAUGAUAAGCGCACUAUGGUCCUGGUUACGCACAAACUGCAGUACCUCAUUCAUGCAGACUGGAUCAUAGCAAUGAAGGAUGGCUCUGUGUUGAGAGAGGGAACACUGAAGGACAUCCAGACAAAUGAUGUGGAGCUCUACGAGCACUGGAAAACUCUCAUGAACAGGCAGGACCAGGAGCUGGAGAAGGACACAGAUUUUGAGAGUCAGACUACUCUUGAGAGGAAAACACUGAGAAGAGCCUUCUAUUCAAGAGAAGCCAAGAACCAAAUUGAUGAUGAAGAUGAAGAAGAGCAAGAGGAGGAAGAUGAGGAUGACAACAUGUCCACUACCACCAGCCGCCGUUCAAAAAUCCCGUGGAGGGUUUGCUGGUGUUAUUUGUCCUCCGGCGGUUUUCUCAUGGUUUUCUUGAUGAUCGCCUCCAAGCUGGCCAAGCACUCUGUCAUGGUGGCCAUUGAUUACUGGCUGGCAGCAUGGACCUCCUCAAGCCCAAAUAAUAUCAGUGAUUUCAUUAUCAAUCUGGAUGCCAACGCCACCAACUACACUCAGGAGUACAGGGCCAUGCAAAGUGCAGAGCAUCAAGCCUAUGUGCCAGUGUUUGUUAUUCUCUGUGGAGCAGGAAUAGUCCUCUGUCUUAUCACUUCUCUGACUAUUGAGUUUUUGGGUCUUGCUGCUGCCACUAAUGUGCACCAUAACUUACUCAACAAGAUCAUCCAUGCACCUCUUAGAUUCUUUGACGUUACCCCACUUGGUCAAAUUCUCAACCGUUUCUCUGCAGACACCAACAUUAUUGAUCAGCACAUUCCUCCUACGCUGGAGUCUCUCACUCGAUCCACUCUUCUCUGUCUCUCGGCCAUUGGCAUCAUCGCUUUCGUUACACCAGCUUUCCUUAUUGCCCUGGUGCCCCUCGGAGUGGCCUUCUACUUCAUCCAGAAGUACUUCCGGGUUGCAUCAAAAGAUCUGCAGGACCUAGAUGACUCCACUCAGCUUCCUUUGCUCUGCCAUUUUUCUGAGACUGCAGAAGGCCUCACCACCAUACGAGCGUUCAGGCACGAGACACGCUUCAGGCAGAGAAUGCUGGAGCUGACUGACACCAACAACAUAGCUUACCUCUUCCUCUCUGCUGCCAACCGGUGGCUAGAAGUCAGAACAGAUUAUUUGGGUGCUGUUAUUGUCCUAACAGCUGCAGUAGCUGCCAUCUGGAUGUCGUCUUAUGGAGUCCAGCCUGGUCUGGUUGGACUCGGCCUAACAUAUGCUCUUACAGUGACUAAUUAUCUGAACUGGGUAGUGAGGAACCUGGCAGAUCUGGAGGUUCAGAUGGCAGCAGUGAAGAAGGUUAAUAGCUUCCUGAGCACAGAGUCAGAGAACUACGAGGGUUCCAUAGAUGUCUCCCAGGUUCCAGAGGACUGGCCUCAGCAUGGUGAAAUUAAGAUCCAGGACUUGUGUGUGAGAUAUGACCCCAUACUGAAACCUGUUCUUAAACAUGUCAAUGCUUUCAUCAACCCUGGUGAGAAGGUGGGCAUUUGUGGGAGGACAGGCAGUGGAAAGUCCUCGCUGUCUCUGGCCUUUUUCAAUAUGGUGGACGUUUUUGAAGGAAAGAUCAUUAUUGAUGGCAUUGAUAUCUGUAAGCUGCCACUGCAUACUCUGAGAUCCCGGUUGUCCAUAAUUCUUCAGGAUCCAGUGCUGUUCAGCGGCUCCAUCCGUUUUAACCUGGACCCAGAAUGCACCUGCACUGACGACAGGCUUUGGGAGGCUCUAGAAAUUGCCCAGCUAAAGAAUAUGGUCAAAGCACUCCCAGGAGGACUGGAUGCGGUAGUAACCGAAGGAGGAGAGAACUUCAGCGUGGGCCAGCGGCAACUCUUCUGCCUCGCCAGAGCCUUUGUUCGUAAGAGCAGCAUCCUCAUCAUGGAUGAGGCCACGGCGUCCAUCGACAUGGCCACGGAGAACAUUUUACAGAAGGUUGUGAUGACAGCAUUUGCUGACCGGACUGUUGUCACCAUAGCACACCGGGUUCACACUAUCCUGACGGCUGAUCUUGUGAUCGUGAUGAAGAGAGGGAACAUACUCGAGUACGGGAAACCAGAGGCUCUGAUGGAGCAAGAGGAUGGCAUGUUCGCCUCCUUCGUCAAAGCAGACAUGUAGACGCACUAUCCAUCAGUACACACCUCCACACACACACACACACACACACACACACACACUGCUGACGUACAAGGAAGGAAGGAGUUAUUUCUUAUUUUAUAAACAGGCAGAUUUUCCAGUCUGCCUGUGCCUUUGACCUUUUAGUGGAUUACAUUAUAUAACUGCAGUAUUUGAUCCUUUUGGUUCGUGCUUCUUCUUUUUUACAUUAAGUUAAUGAUAUAUGUGUGUUAAUAUGACAAAUAGCAGCUAUAUUUACUAUAUUAACUGGUACUAACACUGUACGCAGUUGUCAGCACACUUGAGAGCUGACACAACCUGUCUGUCUAAUGUGCAUUGCUGAAUUUUACUCUGGAUAAUGAAGGGAGACUUCUAGCACCACAGAGGCACAAAUUACUAUGCAAAACACAUUUUUUGUAUCAAGACGUUAUAUCCUGUAUCAUUUUCCUGUAACAACCAGGACUUGCUUUAUGGUCUGUUGUAAUGAAUUAAGAAUGUGAAUCAGAACUUGUGCUUCCUGGGGAUGGCCAGACAACAGAAAAUAUUUUAUUUACAAUAUAGAGCUGUAUGUUAGUGAGCCUGAUUGCUGAAACCAAAUUCCAGCUCUAGUUGUAGAUUUGUAUUUCUGUUCACCUCUCUCAUGUUUGUCUUUGCUUUUAUUCUCCCUUGCGUCCAUGUUCCACACGAACAGAAAAUAAUCAAAAACAACCACUGCAUCUUUUCUGACUGCUACUCAUCAAAUGCAAAGCGCACUUGGAGGAGAUCCUGUCUGCCUUCUUCCAUAUACCUGAGUUUUGGCUAAUGCUACUCUCCCUCCCAUACAUACAGGAGGGUCCGUUAUGCUCGUCGGACUCCCCAGGCGAACACUUGCGCCUCUUAAGAGUUACAUAAAAGAUCCCAUCUGUGUAACUCUGGAACAGUUAUCUCUGAACAGGACUCCAUUUAACACCUACUCACAAUGCCAUCCUAACACCUUUAGCCCAGCUGCGUCACACCAAUUCACACCUCUAUACUCCCAACAACUGUCCUGUGACCUUAACCCCAUAAACCUUGGGCAUAGUUUUUUUUUUUUUUCUCAAUUUCUCAUCUUACAGCAUAAUAUUCUGUAAUUACUAUGACAUACUGAGUCACUAUUGCAAAAAAAAAUAGGAAAUGUGUGUAGUUACAAGAGUAAGGAGUCUACGUCUGGACCCCUUGAUAGAUCGUCUUGGGUUUAACAGGUUUUAUGACAUCAUAAGUGUGAAUCACCACAGAGGUUUAAAUGUCAGAGGUUUUCCCACCACUCAGUACAACUGAUAAGCACUGAACUAUCUAAAUGACUAUAACAAGCUGUUCUGCUUUAUUCCCACUAGACAUAAACUUCAGAUUCAACUCUUUCCUAGUGUGUUUUUUGUUUGAUGUUGGAUUUUAAUAUCACUGCUGACAAAACUGAUCUAUCCAAGGGAUCUAUGUAAUAUGAUCCAUUUAACUACCACUGUUUCUCCCCUGAAUUCAAGUGGGGACCACUCUCUACUUUGCUAUGUUAGGCCAAGUGAACUUUUAUAGCUCUUCUCUGGAUCCGUUUACAGCCAGCCGAGUUUUUAUAGAGCAGUGUUUCUUCUUCUUAAAGCAAAUCACACCUCCUCCUUUGGCUGUAAUAUUUAUCGUACAGUGGUACUGUAUGCCAAAAGUCUGCCAAGACACUGAACCCUCACUGCGUCCAAUCAUAGCAUACACACUUGAUGAGAUGAAUACUGCUUUCACCAAGGACGUUAGCCUUACUCAUGAGUAUUUAUAUGUAUUUUCAUAUGAUGCACCAUGUCGUGCAGAAUCACUCAGUGGUAUGCAAUAUUUCUUACAAGCAUUUUGUGCUGAAUUGUCUUAAAUGUACAUAUGUAAUUACUUUUAGCAGCAUAAACAUUUAACAUUAUACUGUGUGCCUACUUGUUUUUUACAAUUGAAUAAAAGCUGCAGUGAGGUCAUUGUAUAA
Molecule: messenger RNA, 7054 nt
Organism: Pangasianodon hypophthalmus (striped catfish)
Lineage: Eukaryota; Metazoa; Chordata; Actinopteri; Siluriformes; Pangasiidae
Gene: abcc9
Product: ATP-binding cassette, sub-family C (CFTR/MRP), member 9
Exons: 41
Coding region: 301-5088 (1595 amino acids)
Biological process (GO): transmembrane transport; potassium ion transport
Cellular component (GO): membrane
Molecular function (GO): ATP binding; ABC-type transporter activity; ATP hydrolysis activity
Source: RefSeq, a predicted model, not a curated record